Messenger RNA from Pantherophis guttatus, 6827 nucleotides. RefSeq names its product myoneurin (gene MYNN). Gene Ontology annotation, biological process: regulation of transcription by RNA polymerase II. NCBI's taxonomy places the organism in Eukaryota, Metazoa, Chordata, Lepidosauria, Squamata, Colubridae. Gene Ontology annotation, molecular function: protein binding; RNA polymerase II cis-regulatory region sequence-specific DNA binding; DNA-binding transcription factor activity, RNA polymerase II-specific. The record is from RefSeq and is a predicted model, not a curated record. Gene Ontology annotation, cellular component: nucleus.
GAGAAGGGACACCCCGGACUUGCUGGAGAGAAAUCCGAAGGACCGAGGAGAAGAAGUGGGUGGGAGGCAAGCCCAGCUGGCGGGCGUGUGUGACAGGAGGGAGCCGGCAUUUGGGGAGGCCAAAGGGAAGAUACUGUGCACCAUUACGCAAAAUGCAGUGUUCCCAUCACUGUGAGCAUCUACUGGAAAGUCUGAAUAGGCAGCGUGAAGUGGGCUUCCUUUGUGACUGCACCAUCAUUAUUGGUGAAUUCCAGUUCAAAGCUCAUCGAAAUGUUCUUGCAUCUUUUAGCGAGUACUUUUGGGCUAUUUACAGGGAUACUUCAGAGAGUAAUAUAUUUCUGGAUCAGAAUCAAGUGAAGGUUGAUGGAUUUCAGAAACUUUUGGAAUUCAUAUACACAGGAAAUUUAAACCUUGAUAGUUGGAAUGUUAAAGAAAUUCACCAGGCUGCCGACUAUCUUAAAGUGGAGGAAGUAGUCACUAAAUGUAAAAUUAAAAUGGAAGAUUUUGCUUUUAUUGCUAAUCCUUCUUCUACAGAAACUUCUAGUAUCACUGGGAAUAUUGCAUUGAACCAACAGACUUGCCUGCUAACGCUUCGUGACUACAAUAACCAGGAGAAAUCAGAAGCCCCUUCAGUGGAUAUAGCUCAAUCUCCAGUCUUAACAGGAGCCUUGGAAAAAAAACCUGUUCAACCCAAAAAACGAAAAAAGGCCUUCAGUUCCCCCAAACACCCACCGAGCAAGCCAGUACAAUAUCCAGGUGAUGUUGCAGAAAACUCUGCCAUGGAGAUGUUUUUAGACGCAAAUAAAUUGGCCACCGAGAUAACAGAACAAGCUGCCCAAGGUGGUGAUAAUUCUGAACUACAACUUACCCCUGUGGUGGAGAGUGAAACUUUUGCUGCUCAAGAAAUCCUUGUGCAGACUAUGGCCGUGAAGCCAAAACAAGGCAAACCACAUCAAAAUUGUGCUUUGAAAGAGCACUGCUUAUCUAACAUUACCAGUGACAAGAACUCCUAUCAGUUGGAGAGCUCGGGAGAAGACCUGGAUCAGAAAUACCCCAAGGCCAAGCCAGUGUGUAAUACAUGUGGGAAGGUAUUUUCUGAAUCUAGUAGCCUGAGACGGCACAUGCGGAUUCACAAGGGAGUCAAACCAUACGUGUGCCAGCUGUGCGACAAGGCGUUUACCCAAUGCAACCAGCUGAAAACGCAUGUAAGAACUCACACAGGUGAAAAGCCAUACAAAUGCGAUCUCUGUGACAAAGGUUUUGUUCAGAAAUGCCAGCUUGUUUUCCAUAGUCGAAUGCAUCACGGAGAGGAGAAACCAUACAAGUGUGACGCCUGCAAUCUGCAAUUUGCAACUUCGAGUAAUCUAAAGAUUCACGCCAGGAAACACAGUGGAGAGAAGCCAUAUGUCUGUGAUCGGUGUGGGCAGCGAUUUGCACAAGCAAGCACGUUGACUUACCAUGUGCGACGACACACGGGAGAAAAGCCUUAUGUCUGUGACACCUGUGGGAAAACGUUUGCCGUUUCAAGUUCACUCAUCACUCACUCAAGAAAGCAUACAGGAGAGAAACCUUAUAUAUGUGGCAUUUGUGGCAAAAGCUUCAUUUCUUCAGGAGAACUUAACAAACACUUCCGGUCUCAUACAGGGGAAAGACCAUUUAUCUGUGAGCUGUGUGGAAACUCCUAUACAGAUAUCAAGAACCUAAAGAAACACAAAUUGAAAGUUCAUUCGGAUUCCGAGUACCCAUUGGAUUCCAUCACACUUGACCCUUCUUCCUUCAGCGAGCAAGAUUCAAUUCCAAGUGAGAAAAGCCUUUUGCUGGAAUCUGCUGAUGUGAAGCCUUCAGACCUAUUGCCUCUGCCCAUUGGAACAGAGGAUCAUCAGAUAUUGCUGCCUGUCACGGAUGGUCAGUCUUCCCCAUCUGACACACUUCUGAGAUCUUCCAUCACGGGAUAUUCAGAACCUCAGUUUAUUUUCCUCCAACAAUUGUACUGACAACUGUUGAGUGGUGAAAACUAUAGAAAUCCAAGCGUCUCUGAUCAAAAGGAGCUGUGGGUGAGCUAGAUUUCAUCUCAGUUUCCACUAUGGACUUUGGGUGAUGCAUCUUUGCUUUGAAUUCAGCUUUUUCUCUAAUAUUUUGUUACUCUAGGACAAAGAUUAUGUAUUUUCACCUGAAAGAAUCAAGAUGAUUGCAUUUUCUAGGAGAUAAAAAAAAUCUUUUGUUUUUCUUCAACAUCUGCCUUAAGAACCCUAAACCAUUUAACACGGGGAAGACCCUUCAGUGUUCAUGCAGAAACUAAGUCAAGGUAUUCAAGCUAAAAACAUUGAACUGAAAUUAGUGUCUUUUUUAAACCCUAAAUGACUUAGCUUUUGAAAUAAACAAACCCAACAAUAAUUGAAAGCAACUUUGAAAACAGCCAAUAUAGAUGCGGCAGCUGCCCAAUAUGUUCCACGGAGUGUUACAGAUACAACUGGAUGCCAUUGGACAAAAGAUGGGGAGAGUUGUGACAUUUCCAAGAUGUCAACUUUUCUGUCAUGGAAAAUUAGGAUCUUGAGAUAGAGGAGGCUAUCUGAAGAAGAUGCCAGGUGUCCAGGAGCAGAGAUAAAUCUGAAUGAGAGAUUAAGUCAUUGGAUAUAGGAAGUUGCAAUGAUAUUUGCUAUGUAGGCCACAGGAUGAAUUUCUUGUCUAAACAGAAAUUUGCAAAGUUACCUAUAUCAGUGAAAUAGCCUGAUAAGUUAUUAUCAGUGAUUGUGCUAUAUCAGUGAUGGCGAAACUUUUCAGCACCAAGUGCCGAAAAGGUCACACGGAAACAUCCUGUGCGCAUGCACACGCUCGUCAGGGCCACGCUCCGGAAAAGCUGAACUUUUGGAUUCUAGUGCACAUGUGCGCCUGAUGAUCAGUUGGGCAGCGUGCAUGCUCAGGCCAGUUUUCAGCACUGCUGCGCGUGUGAAGGACAGCUGAUCAUCACGCUCACAUGUGCGCCAGAAACUCGAAAGACAAACAGGCAAGGCCACGCGUGCCGGGUCACAUGGCUUUGCCUGCCAUAGGUUCAUCAUUAGGGUGCUAUAUGUUGGCUCCAUUGAUAGAUAAUAAUAUAAUUAUGAUGUCCUUGAAGUUAGAUUUCAGGUCUUGGGGAUAAAAUUCAAAGCUAGAAUCAUCCAAAGUAAUUUUUUUCUGACUUGCUACCUAUUCUAUACAGAUUCGGCUAGUCCAAUUAUUUGGUCCCAGAACUUUUGUUUCCGGUUUCAGAUAUCCCUGGCUUGAAAAAAAAUUGGAAUGGCUUGGUUACAGAUUUAAGAAAAGCUCUUCUGGUUUAUCAGUCAUCUCACAAAAGUUAGUAGCUUUCUGAGAAGAUUGUUAGCUUGAUCUGUCAUGUUAGUUGUAGAAAAAGAAUUUUAUUUCCUCCACGGCUAUCAGAAAAAUGAAGGGGCUGAAGAAGAAAUACUGACAUUCCAUCUUUUCUCUGGCAAACUAUCUGAUCACUUCUGUACUCACCUAGUUUUAAAUUCUGAGUGGUUCAUGCAUACCAAAUCAGUUUCUAAAUACAUAGCUGACUUCUGAUCUAUCCUUUCUGAUGGAUUAUAACAUCUUGUGCAACAGAAGCUGACCUAUACAAUAUCCACACCAGAGGUGGGUUUCAGCAGGUUCUGACCAGUUCUGGAGAACUGGUAGCGGAAAUUUUUAGUAGUUCAGAGAACCCGUAGUAAAAAUUCUGACUGGCCCCACCCCCAUCUAUUCUCUGCCUCCCGACUCCCAGCUGAUCAGGAGGAAAUGGGGAUUUUGCAGUAACCUUCCUCUGCCACGCCCACCAAGCCACACCCACCAAUCCAUGCCACACCACCAAGCCACAACCACAGAACCAGUAGUAAAAAAUUUUGAAACCCAUCACUGAUCCACACUGACCAUUUCUACGCUGCUAAAGGCAUGUUAGGUUUUUUUUUUUUCUUGAAAAGCAAUUCCCUUCCAGUUGAAAUUCUUAGUAAAAACUCAAGGCAAGCUCUAGAAGUGGUUCCUUCUCUAGAAGAGUAAAAAAAUGACAAAUCUUUUUUUUUUUAGCUCUUGAUGUCCUCGUGGCAGUUAUGUUUUUCAUUUAGUAAUUCCAAGUGUGUCUGUGAGGAGGUGCCAAGUGGCUUACUAUUUUUUUCAAUCACUCCUUGCCAAAAAUAUAUAUCUUUUAAGGAGCUCUGCAUUGUAAAGGAAUUAACCUGCUAGUUUCAGCCAAAGAUUCAGUUUAUCUAGAAUUCUGUCUUCAUGUUUUGACUAGGAGGCGCCCUUAAGGAAUUGCUGAUAAGGACAUGUUUUUAAAAACAUGUCUGUUUGUGCUGUUAAGUUGACCUUAAACAGCGUGUGAACUUAAACAUAUGGUGAAGUUAUGCUCAAACUCCUAAGAAACAAAAAAGAAAAAGCUAGCUGUACUAUUUCACUCCCUUUUCUUAUUCUUCUUUGUAGACCUUAGGAAAUACAAGCCAGGAAUAUUGAAAGAGGUGGAGAAAUAUUUGAGUAGGAUUCCAUUCUUUUACAAAUUUAUCCAAUGCAACAAAAGCAAAUUCACUGUGUCGUAAGAAAAAGUACAAUUAUUAAAUGUAUAGCAGUUUUAGCACUAAUGCAACCUGUACCGUCUCUCUGACAACUAUACCAAAUUCAAAUUAUGGUUCGGGUAAGAUUUGUAGUACCCACUCAGAUAGGCUUACAUAGGUGUAUAGUAUUUAUGUGCAAAACUAAAUAUAAUCCAGUAACUAGGAAACCAAUUCAGACAGAAUGAACUGUAUUCCUUACAUUGCAUAAUGUAAAAUGAAGCAAUGUAUUGUGCAUUUUGCCCUCCAAAAUGGAAAGAGGAAAGAGGUCUUUAAAAGGUGUCCCAAUUAUUGAAUCUGGGAGUUUGUAGAACUGUAUGCGAAGGGCAAACAUUGCCAUUGGAUGUGAUUGUGCAGACAUUUUGGACCAGGAAAAAGAGAAGAGUUUAAAAGGCAUCUCCAUGCAUUUUUCAGGACCAGGAGAGCUAGAGACUCAGUAAUUCUGAUUUUAGGAACUAUGUUCCUAGCCUGAUGUGUUGCUUGGUAAAUCCAGCCUGAAUAAUAAUCUGUUUCUGAAUCGACAAAAACUAAAGAGAGGAUUUUGCCCUUAUUAGCAGCAGCCAAAUUGCUGUCCUAACAAAGUGGCUUUGGAACCUAUUUCCUUCCCCCCCCCCCCCAGGACAUAAUUAGCAUUGUUAGCCUACAUUUAGGAGUUAUAGUUUAGGGAAGAGGAAAAGGAGAGUUAUCUCUAUGAAGCUUAGCAACCACUUUUUACUUUUGUGAAGAUGGAGAGAAUCUGGUUGUUUACUUCUGAUACUUUCCUGAUACAUUCAAAUCAGACUUUUGUGGUAUAAUCUUGCUUAGUGCUGGUGAUACUAAGCUUCUGUUAGCACAAAAAAAAAAUCUAAAACAUGUAGGAAGAUAACUUUUGGAUAUAUUUCUUUAUAAUACAUUAUAAACUACCUUCUGGAGAAAACAGUUUAAUACAGGUAUUUCAGAUGAAGAGGAUUUGGGUCACUCUUGAAUACUGUUUCAGAAUUUCCAAAAAUCUUGUCCCUGGGGUUUUUUAUUGGACUGUAUUUGACUAUUUAAUAUUUAUAAAUAUUUUUUUUUCCUUUCUACGGUUUGUGGUUUGUAGACGAAGCAGUUUUUUUUAAAGGCCAUUUUUAUCUUAUACACUACUUAGGCUCUGGAAGAGCUGAAAAUUAUUGGAGCAAUAACUGAAUAUACAACCUUUUUUUAAAUUCCCAGUCUCAAGAUUCUACUGUGAUAGUGGGAAAACUUGGGCUGUAGAGCGAUAACAUAUCUUUCUCACAAAUCAUGGUUUCUGCUGGUAUUAAAGUACUAGCUGUGAGAAUUUGCUGGGUGCUGUAGGGAUUGUGUCACAAAGAGGGGUAUGCUACAUUUUGCGUCCCCCUCUAGCUUGGGGGCGGGGGGGGGAGAUAGAAAGAAGAGCCAACUGCAUUUUGGACUUAAAUUACCAUAUUUUUUGGCGUAUAAGACGUACCUUUUCCCCCCCAAAAGAGGGUGAAAAUCUGGGUGCGUCUUAUACUCCGAAUGUAGCCCUGCCCAGCUUCUCAAACGAAGGUUUCAGAGACUGAAAAAAGCAGAAAAAAAGCCCCCAAGCAGAGCUUCAGAAAAGAAGCCCCCAAACAAAGCUUCAGAGGCUUUUUUCCUGAACCUCUGUUUCGGAGGCUUUCAGAGGCAGGAAAAAAAGUUUUUUCUGAAACUGAGUUUCAGAAGCACAAAAAAAAAGCAAGGCGCAGAGCUCACAACCAAGGUGUCAGCGCUGGGAAAUGUUGCUAGAAUUCACCUCUGGGAACAGUUGAUUGGGGGUAUUCCAGGAGGCCAAUCUACCUGCCAAUCAGCUUUUUUCUUAUUUUCCUCCCCAAAAACUAAGGUGCGUCUUAUACUCUGAAAAAUACGGUAACCUUCUGGUUGAUGACCAGUUGUUUGGUGUGAUUCGCCAGCCAUUAAACAGAGGUUUUAAUGCUGAUAUGGAACGCUGCCUUCAUGAAGAAAGGGGAUGUCCUUCAUCCUUAUGUUGAGCUCUUGGCUGAGAAUGUUACUAUUUUUGCCACAUGAGAGUUGCACGAUUGUGGGCAUUCUGAAGAGUUUUAUGACUCCCCCCCCCCCACACCCUCCAGUUUAAAUUAUUUCUGAAAUAUUUUUCUCAUGUAUUUGCAGAUCUUUUUUGUUCAUGGGUAAAUGUGUGUGUAGCUGACUUCCUGUUUUUUGUACAUCCCUCUGAGGCUACCCGUGCAGAGGUUGCAAUAUUUUAAUGUUAGAUUUGAAUAAACUGGUUUUGUAACA